AUGUCUGGGGACAUAUUGACUGGGGAGAAGGUGCUACUGGUAUCUAGUGGGUGGAGGCUGAGGAUGCUGAUUUCGACUGCUUUCUCUGUGUUCCUCAUAGGCAAAUACGUGUAUCAGCCUAUGACUCCCGUGGAACAGCUUCCAAGCACUGAGAUUCCUGCGAAGCCUCGGGAACCCACAAACACCAUUCAGAUCUCAGUCUCUCUCACUGAACACUUUCUGAAAUUCGCAUCCGUCUUCCAGCCUCCCCUCCCACCUGAUUCACCAAGGUACUGUAUGAUCUCAGACCUCUUUAUUGACAACUAUCAGGUUAAAUGUAUUAAUGGGAAGAUGUGUUAUGUGCAGAAGCAGCCAGCACCACAUUCCCACAAAAUGAGCCCUCAGGAGGUCUCUGCACACGAUGCCUUAAUUUCAAAAGAGAGCAAUACGCCAAAAAUAGAUCACUGCUCUUCUCCCUCAAGUUCUGAGGACUCCGGGAUCAACGCCGUUGGGGCUCACUGUGUGGAGUCGUGUGAUGAGGACACGGAAGGAGCGGAACUGAGCUCAGAGGAAGACUACAGCCCAGAGAGCAGCUGGGAGCCCGAGGAGUGCACCCUCCUCUCGCCGUCACAGUCGGACCUGGAGGUGAUCGAAACGAUGGAGACCACCGUGUGAGUCAGGCAGGAGGCCGCGCCCGGGCCCCAGCUGGGCAUUUGUACUUUCGUUGGAUGGAGCCUUCUUCCAGCGCAGUUGGUGUUUUCUACCCUACUCUAACCACCAUAGCAGCUCAGUGGUCUGCUGAUUAGCUUCACUCUUAAAUUAGUCUUAUAACUAAGGUAUUGUUUUCUUUUGUAUCUUGACUUACUUUCUAUGUAGCAUCUAUCUGGUGUCAUGAAUUGUGACCCAGCCUUAAUUUCACUGGGAACUUUGUGAGCGAUGAAGUGCUGAUCACAGAGUAGCGUGGACCAGGCUGAGGAGCUACCCAGAGUGAAGGAGACAGUAUUUUCUAAACACCCAGUUCUUCACAGGAAAACUCUUGGCAUGCAGUUCCUCUUGGCAUGCUGACGGGCACCGCUGCUGCCCUGCUUGUCCCAUGUGGGAAUGGCAUGAGCGAGGGCAACAGACUGUGCCCUGGUAGAUGUCGUUCUCUCCCUUUCCCUUUCUCCUCACCACUGCACAGCCCAGGGCCAGCUGCCUGGCUGACUUCUAGGAGGGUAGUGAGGGCCAGCUCGGCCCCUGGCUGUGGCCAGUGUCUGCACAGCCCUCCGUCACCUGGGGCUGAACUAGACCUUCAUUUAAGGAGACGACAUCUUCAAUUUCAUGCUGAAUCCAGCUUUUGCUGAGUGCGUACACUCUACAGGGUGCUGUGGGGAUACAGAAUGAAUAAGACCUGACUCCCCACGUGAAGGAACCACGGGUUAAUAAUGGAGAUAAGACAUGCAGGUAGCAUUACCCAGGAUGCUCUGGGAACCCAGGGAAAGGAGAGAUGUACUUGGCUUGUAGCUGGGGAAUGUGUUGCAGCAUUUGAGCUGGUCUCUUGGGUGGGUUUCCCAACAUUUCCCUGCUUUUCUUAAUUGUCGUUCAAAUCUGGGAAAAACUUUUAGGAAGUUAUACAGCUAUUAUAUUUAGGAGGCAGCCACAUCUGACGUCUUAAGAAAAUAUCAGUAAUAGUUUUAGUUAGCAUGGAAAUGCUAAAGACAGCAGUCCUUUAGGGAUUAGGAAUGAAUCUAAUAGGUUUGGUGAAUUCUGCUUCAUUUGGUUGUAUGAAGCAUUAGAAUGGCUUAGGUGGGAAAUGGAUUAGAAUUCAUUACAAUGCAUGGGUUUUUAUGCAAAUACAAAAGCAGUUGAAAUAGUUCACUGCUAAGUCAGGAGAAAAUAUUUUGUGUAGUCAUUCAUUUUACUACAGUAAUACUCAUGGUCUGUUUUACAUAUUCCCUUUUCUCACACAUACAAAAUAGUGAGUAAUUCUAUCUUAUUUAGCUCUCUUCAGAAUUCUACUCCCAGUCUCCAUUUAUACCAGGUGUUCUUGUGUGUGAGUUGGUUAUUUGCCAUUCCUCCAAAUCCUCUCUCUCUGAGGCAUAGUUAAGAAUCCAGGAAAUUUAACAUAUGGCCUAAUGAAACUAGAACUAUCAGAGUUGGAGAUAGAGAGCUACUUCUUAUAUCCUAACUACCCAUGAGUGUGCUCUGUCGGCAUUGUGGCACCUCUCUUCUGUGCUACGUUAGUUUGUAUUUUAAGAAAUAAGAGGAGGUCCAUUGUGUUCCUCCCUGAAGCCUCCACUUGGGUUCCUUCACAAAUCACUAAGCAGACUCUGCUUUCCUAGUUGUAUGUGUAGUUCAAGUGGUUGGCUAGGACACUCAUUAGGUUUAGGUGCCUAAACAUCCAGAGGGUCUAGACAGCAGAGUAUGCAGGUUCCUCUGAGAACAGUGUCAGCUAAAACUUUCUAAGCUAGAUAGAAAGCAUAAGGAUUCCCACUUAUGAAAUGUAAGACUCAACAAGUCAAACCAUUAAAGUGGUGAGGAGCUCCAGGAAUGGGGCACAGUAGAGGGCAGGUGGGGGGGCAGUGAGGGGCUUCCACCCUGGCCUGGCCUCCCAGCCCAGGUGGCUUAGGGACAGAUACCUGCUGAGCCCCGCCUGAGGUUCUCAGUGCCUCCCAUGAUGGAGUGGCCAGCUGAAGUGAGCUCAGAAGCUGUACAGACAACUGUUGUUAUUCAAGGUGGUAACAGCAACGUCAGUGUCCUGUCUACCCUCCCCGCACGCCCCCCCCACCCAUGGGUGAUCUCACUGAAUUCCCCAGUGCACAUACAGAGGGUUUUCUUUCUCUGCACUGUUCCUACCAGUUCUCUGCUCUGGGCCCACAUUCCUCAUUCCAGUCCAUUAAACUAAUUGGAGUCAACCACCAGGUCUUUAAACCCAUGGAAAUUCAUGGUCACAGGGCCCUGUUUCUGAAGCUGGCUGUUCGGGGUUGGGCCUUUUACCAAUAAUAUCUAUAACUUUUAAAACUCUUGAACUGCCAUUCAGAGUAGCCACAAUUUUAAUGGAUUUUUGGAUUUAAUAAUGGUUGAUAACACUUUAAAUAUUUGCACAAUCUCUUUAUAAUUAAAAACUCACUAAGCUUAGCUUACUACUGUAUACUUUAUAGAAAUUGGAGAUGUUCCAUUCGGUUCUAAAUAUUAGAUGCUCCUGGAUCUCAACCUUUUCUAAACAAGCACAAGCAAGAAUUUUGUUUGUCCUAGUACUGUUAAUAUUAAUAAUUCUCUAGAAAAUCAUAUAUGAUUGAACCAGAAUUGUUUCUUUAUGCUUGCAUUCCAAAAACAACUGACAAGGAUAUAAAAAUGUGUGGUUUCAACUUAAAUUCUAGCCUGUUCUGUUCUAUAUUAUAUAAAAGAAUUUCUCUGUAAUCCUGAUAUUAUAUUGCUCUUUUGUAUAAGCAUAUUUAUAGGCACUUUAGAAAAUAUUUAGAUGCUACGUGUAUUAUAGGCAUUGGAAACAGUCAUGUUAAAUAGCCUUUUGGUUAAUACUUGUACACUGAGAGAUAUGGAAGCUUUUGAUUUGGACCUGGUGGUGUGCUCACCUGAACAGAGGGUUGGGCUGUGCAGAUGGAGAAACUGCUUUCUUGGGCUUUGUAAAAACCUGGCCCCAUUUCUACUUUUUGAAAGUUGGUGUAAGAGGUGUUAGGUAGAAGAUACAAAAUAAGUGCUGUGUGGAAUUUAGCUUGCUUAUCGCACCAAAAUUUAUUUUAGAAUUUUCAAGUUUCAAAUAUGCUCAUAACUUCUCUGAGAAAUGACAAAGCAAUUAAAAUGCUUUGUAGUUGUAGUUAGUUGGUACAUUAACAAAUACGGCUUUACCAUCAAAUCUAGAUUUUUUUUUACCUUGUAAUUUUCAAGAUUUGGAAAGAGAGUUUGAGGAAAACUCUGAAGAAAAAAAGGUUGCUUUCCUAGAAAGGGAAAACUUGUGGUUCAAGGUAAUACUAUAGAAAAUAAAAGCACUAAAACCAGAACCUAGCCAUGAAGUUGUCCUGAAGUACCUUUUGGAUUUGAUCUAAGAUUUGAUUCUGGCUGGGGGGUGGGGUUUUAUUUCUUAACCUCCCUUCCUGGCCUGUUUGAAGUAUCCCGGUUUUUAUGGAAUUGAUCAUAACUACUCCUCUUAUGCAGAUUUCUCUAUUUGGGUGAUAGGAUACAACCAGAUAAUUUAAAAAGCUGUCAGAAUACCCAGAUAUGUUUGGCAGUAUAAAUACCACUAGCCAAGGAAAAAAGCGUACGAUAAAAUAAUAUUUAUAUAGUCAGCUCUUGGUUAUUCCAUCUUGUUUGCAAAAUUUUAUUGAAACGUUUUGGCUACAUGAGGAAAACAAAAUUUUAACUGUGUUCUUUCCUACUCCCCUCCCCAGAGGAGCUGUGAACCACAAUGAAGGAGGCCAGCUGUAUUUGAGGCUUUUUAGAAAGUAGUUUGUGAUCAGUGUCUUGCCCUUGAGGAGGGGAGAGGGAAGUAGGAGUUCUGCUCGCUUCAUCAGUGCCGUGAUCCCAGGGAUGUCAGCAUUUCUCACAUCCAAGCAUAAGUACAAGGAUGCUUCUCAAAAUUAAUACUGGAAUUUUAAACAUUUUAUAUGCCAUGGCUCCCUUUCAUUAUGGAUAAUUGAGAGUGGACUGUAUUAGGAAAGGGCCAUGUUUCUAUAGCGCUUUGAGUUCCUUUUUCUAUUAAGGUGGACGCAGUGCUCUCUGAUAUUCCGAACAAGUCUGAAAGCAGAUCAUCUCUAGAGAUUUAAUACUGAGCUUGCAUAUCAUUCUGUUCAUACACUUUUUUAGGCUGUUCUUACCUUACAAUAUUCACUUUCUGUGUUAUUUUUUAAAUUUGUCUGUUUUAAAUUUUUAAGCACAAUGUUGACCAUUCUGUAAUUUCCUAAAAUUAUAUUGUUUUCUUACAGACAGCUCAACUUUCCUUUAUGUAAAGUACUUUAGGAAAAUAACUACCUUGUAAAAUAAACGUAAUUUUUUUUCUUUUGUACCAGCACAAAUUUUA
Messenger RNA from Miniopterus natalensis, 4993 nucleotides. Lineage: Eukaryota; Metazoa; Chordata; Mammalia; Chiroptera; Miniopteridae. The record is from RefSeq and is a predicted model, not a curated record.